AUGAAGGAAUCGGAGGCAUGCAACUGGUCACAAGGGUUCGAAGAUGAUCUUCUGAGAGAGCUUCUUUAUGACGAAUCCCCAUAUGUUUUGUUGCCUCAAGAAAUCGCUGGUGAUCCAGAUAAUUACUCGGUAAACAAUUUGAUAUCAAGCAUAUACUCUGGGCCCACAAUAACGGAUAUUGGAAAAGCAUUAGUGGCUUCAAGUUACACAAAUAAUACUCCCGAGCUGUCGGCAUUAACCAGAAUUUCAGAUAUGGAGAGAGGAGUGUCCAGGGUUGAGAACAAGUAUGUACUGAAAGUAAAAUGUAGUGGAAAUGUAAUGGCCGAUGAUGGUUAUAAAUGGAGAAAGUAUGGUCAGAAGUCUAUUAAGAACAGCUCUAACCCCAGGAGCUAUUAUAAAUGCACCAACCCACGUUGCGGUGCAAAAAAGCAAGUUGAGCGAUCGAAUGAUGACCCUGAUACAUUAAUCAUCACUUAUGAAGGACUUCACCUUCACUACAUGUACCCAUUUUUCGUGUUUGGACAAUCAGAGAAUCCUGACCCACCUACUAAGAAGUUUAGAACGCUCAAUUUUGAGCAAGAUGCACAUCAAAACUAUCAACAACCAACCAAAGACAUGGAUGAAAACACAAGACAUUUUUGUCUUGAUCACCAACCACCAACCAUGAUAAAAGAUUUUCAAGAAGAAUCAAUUGAUCAAGAAGUAGCAAUAUGUUCGCAAGGAUUGCUUGAGGACAUGGUGCCAUUAGUCAUCCGGAAUCCUAUGAUUUACACAACAAAUUCAUCGACAUCUUGUUCUUCCUCUUCCUCUCAUCCUUCUCCACCGGCUUCCCCUUGGUUUUCAUGGUCUCCUAAAUACUGAUGCUACAACAUAGUGUGUAAUAGAUAAUAUAUGACAUGUAUGCAAUA
Molecule: messenger RNA, 908 nt
Organism: Lactuca virosa
Lineage: Eukaryota; Viridiplantae; Streptophyta; Magnoliopsida; Asterales; Asteraceae
Source: the annotation of a GenBank genome assembly